UGCACAUGAAACAAUGAGCUUCUGAUGAGGGUGUGGCCAGGAAAACGGCUUUUAGACAAAACUGUCGUUUUACUGGUCAGCUAUCGACAGACAUGGUACUUCCGCAGUCUUCAGAAUAAUGCCACCCGGGCCCCUUUCCUGGCUUCUACUCUCCUGAAAGAUCUAGUCCCUAAUCUAGGCUCUGGCCUUCCUCAGCCUUGGAGAAGGAGGAGAAGGUGUGUUUGGGGGCUGCUUGCUGUGACCCUAACCUGCACGCUUGUGUGGAGCAUGAGCACACAGGGAGAGGAGCUGCAGGACCGGGCCAUCGUCAGAAUCGCCGCUCACCUACCGGACCUCAUCGUCUAUGGAGACUUCUGUCCCGAGCGGCCCUCUGUGGAUUACUUUGACGGAGUCUUGAUGUUUGUUGAUAUUUCAGGUUUCACGGCCAUGACUGAGAAGUUCAGCACAGCCAUGUACAUGGACCGAGGGGCUGAGCAGCUGGUGGAGAUCCUCAACCACUACAUAAGCGCAAUAGUGGAGAAGGUGUUGAUUUUUGGAGGAGACAUCUUAAAAUUUGCAGGUGAUGCCCUGCUUGCCCUGUGGAAGGUGGAGCGAAAGCAACUGAAAAACAUGAUCACGGUGGUAGUUAAGUGUAGCCUGGAGAUCCACGAGCUGUUUGGGACCCAGGAGUUAGAAGGCCUGGACAUCCGCGUCAAGAUAGGACUGGCUGCAGGCCACAUCACCAUGCUGGUCUUCGGAGAUGAGAAACGCAACUUCUUCCUGGUGAUUGGCCAGACGGUGGAUGACGUGCGCCAAGCACAGAACAUGGCGCAGAUGAACGACGUCAUUCUGUCACCGAACUGCUGGCAGCUCUGCGACCGGAGCAUGAUUGAGAUCGAGAGGAUCCCAGACCAGAGAGCAGUGAAGGUUAAUUUCUUAAAACUACCCCCUACUUUUAACUUCGAAGAAUUUUUCACAAAGUGUAUGACUUUCAUGGAUUAUUAUCCUUCCGGAGACCACAAAAACAUCCUGAGGCUUGCGUGCAUGCUGGAGUCCGACCCUGAACUGGAGUGUUCCCUACAAAAGUAUGUGAUGGAAAGCAUAUCAAAACAGAUUGAUGACAAACAGCUUCGGGGUUAUUUGUCUGAGCUCCGCCCGGUGACCAUCGUGUUUGUGAACCUGGUGUUUAAGGACCAAGACAAAGCCGAGAUCAUAGGCCCGUCCAUCCAGGAUGCCUCUGUGCACAUCAAUUCUGUCCUGAGGGACUUCCGAGGCCAAAUCAAUAAAGUUUUCAUGUUUGACAAGGGCUGCUCCUUCCUCUGUGUCUUUGGUUUCCCCGGCGAAAAGGCACCUGAUGAGGUCACUCAUGCCUUAGAAAGUGCUGUGGAUAUAUUCGACUUCUGCACUCAGGUCCCCAAAAUCCAUACUGUUUCCAUCGGCGUGGCCAGCGGGACUGUCUUCUGUGGCAUCGUGGGACACUCUGUGAGGCACGAGUACACAGUCAUUGGCCAAAAAGUCAACAUAGCUGCCAGAAUGAUGAUGUACUACCCAGGAAUCGUGACUUGUGACUCCGUCACCUACAAUAGCAGCAACCUACCGGCCUACUUUUUCAAAGAGCUCCCGAAGAAAGUCAUGAAAGGUGUUGCGGAUUCUGGACCAAUCUAUCAGUGUCUGGGCCUUAACGAGAAAGUCAUGUUUGGAAUGGCCUACCUCAUCUGCAACAGGAAUGAGGCUUACCCUCUGCUGGGACGUGAGAAGGAGCUGAAAUACUUCAGGUGCAAUAUGAAGGAAUUUCUGACGUCCAACUGCAGCCGCAUCCUCAUGUACGAAGGCUUGUCGGGCUACGGAAAAAGCCAGAUACUCAUGGAAAUUGAGUACCUGUCCCAAGGUGAGAACCACAGGACUAUUGCUAUUGCCUUAACUAAGAUCAGCUUCCAUCAAAAUUUUUAUACCAUCCAGAUACUCAUGGCCAAUGUCUUAGGUCUGGAUGCUUGUAAACACUACAAAGAACGACAGACCAACAUUCAAAAUAAAGUCAAGACACUGUUGGAUGAGAAAUUCCACUGUAUCUUUAAUGACAUUUUCCAUGUCCAGUUCCCUACCUCACGAGAGGUUUCCAAGAUGAGCAUCUUGAGAAAGCAGAAGCAGCUGGAAGCAUUGUUUAUGAAGAUCUUGGAGAGAACAGUGAAACAGGAAAGGGUUAUUUUCAUCAUCGAUGAGGCCCAGUUUGUGGACACGACCUCCUGGGCCUUUCUGGAGAAGCUUAUCCAGACCGUCCCUAUCUUCAUCAUCAUGUCCCUGUCUCCGUUCCUCGACAUGCCCUGUGAAGCGGCCAACGCCAUCAUAAAGAACAGAAACACCACCUACGUCACCAUCGGCGCCGUGCAGCCCAGCGACAUCCGCAACAAGGUCUGCCUGGACCUCAACGUCAAGGGCAUCCCCAAAGAACUGGACUUGUACCUCGUGGAGGGAAGCUGUGGGAUCCCAUUCUACUGCGAAGAAUUGCUGAAAAACCUCGACCAGCACAGGGUGCUUGUUUUCCAACCCAUACAGUCCGAGGAAAAGGCGAACGUGACCUGGAAUAACCUGUUCAAGAAUGUUGCUAAGCCAACAGAGCUGUUAAAGCCAUUUACUCUCAGUAGUGAUGGUGGAAGUGAGGAAGUCUGCAAACUCGCCAGUGGUGUCAGAUUGAAGAACUUGUCCCCACCAGCAUCACUGAAAGAAAUCUCUCUGGUCCAGCUGGACAGCAUGAGCCUCUCCCACCAGAUGUUGGUCAGAUGUGCAGCCAUCAUCGGCCUGACCUUCACUACGGAGUUGCUGUUUGAGAUUCUCCCGUGUUGGAACAUGAAGAGGAUGAUCAACGCCCUGGCGACUCUGGUGGAAUCCAACAUCUUUGAUUGUUUCCGGAAUGGCAAGGAGCUCCGGAAGGCUCUGAAGCAGAAUUCGGCCUCGUUUGAGGUGUAUCAUCGCUCCUCGUCUCUGAAGCCCGCUGAAGGACGGGCUCACAGGGAGAGCGAAGCGCUCCGUGAACUGGAGAGCGAGGUCAUCGAGUGCCACAUCAUUCGGUUCUGCAGGCCGAUGAUGCAGAAGACAGCCUACGAGCUGUGGCUGAAGGACCAGAAGGUGGACAUGCACUUGAAAUGUGCCCGCUUCUUGGAAGAAAAUGCCCACAGGUGCGACCAGUGCCACAGCGGGGACUUCAUCCCCUAUCACCAUUUCACGGUGGACAUUCGGCUCAACUCUUUGGACAUGGACUCCAUCAGGAAGAUGGCCAAAUCCCAGGGAUUUAAAACUGAAGAAGACAUCUUUUCCAAAAUAGAGAUUAUGAGGAAGUCUGAGAUAUUUUCAGAAAAUUCCAGUUUCGAAGAAAUAAGAGACAAGAUGCUGAAUUUCUUUGACAUCAUUAUAGCAAAAAUGAGGCCGUCUCAGGAAGACAUCAUCCCCUUGGAGUCGUGCCAGUGCGAGGAGAUCCUGGAGGUGGCCGUCAUGCCGCUGGCCUACCACUUCCUGGCUCUGGGGGAAAACAGCAAAGCCUUGUACUACUUCCUCGAGGCCGCGUCCGCGUAUCUCAUCUUGGAGGAUAACUACAUGGCAUACACAUAUUUGAAUGAGGGAGAGAGGUUGCUGAAAAUCCUCAAGAAGGAAAAGUCAUGGAGUCAUACUUUUGAAUCUGCCACUUUCUAUGGCCUCAAAGGUCAGGUCUGUUUUAACAUGGGCCAGAUGGUACUGGCCAAGAAAAUGCUGAAGAAGUCACUGAAGCUCCUCAACCGGACUUUCCCUUUCACCUUCCUCUCCAUGUUUUUCUAUAUCCAUGUUGAGAAAAACAAACAUCAUUAUUAUAUGAAUCAGCAGACCCCAGAGAGCUCACCGCCAGGGAAGAAGCAGCUGGCGGAACUGCACCAGCAGGUCAACUGCUUCUCCCUGCUGUGGAAGAUCUACAGCUUGAACUACUUUUUUCACUACAAGUACUACGCCUACCUGGCCGCUCUGAUGGAAGUGAACUCUGCCCUGGAAACACAAGAUGACUUCCAGAUCAUCAAGGCCUACCUGGACUACUCGCUGCUCGAACAGCUGGCCAUCCAGAGCAGCACGUGGUACAAAUACGAGAUCAUGGCCAUGGAGAUGAUCUUAAACCUACCCCUGAAAGCCGAGGGCAUUGAGAUCAUGGCGUACAUGGCCGACACACUGGGCUCCAACAAGUUCUUAAUGGGUCAUUUGGACUUGGCCAUUGACUUAGGCUCUCGGGCCCAGAAGAUGUGGGGACUGCUCCGGAAUCCCUACAAACAAUACAAGGUCCUCUGCUGGCUCAGUAGAAGUCUUUGCCUGAAAAUCAGGCACAAGCAGCUGAUCCAGGUGCUGGGGUGGCUGUGGGACCUCUCUGUGGCAGAAGAGCACAUCAUCAGCAAGGCGUUCUUCUACUUCAUCUGCCUGGACAUCAUGCUUUAUUCUGGGUUUGUUUACAGGACGUUCAGCGAGUGUCUGGAAUUUAUCCAGGAAAACGAGGACAACAGGAUCCUCAAGUUCCAGAGCGGGAUCCUCCUGGGACUGCACUCAUGUGUGGCGAUCUGGUAUGCCAGACUCCAGGAGUGGGACGACUUUCAGAUAUUUUUCAAUAAAACGAAAAACCUGGUGCCACGAAGGACGCCCACAGCUCUUUACUUCCAAGGGGUCUGCAGGUACCUGGAGGCCCAAGUCCUGCACCUGCAGAAGCAGAUCGAAGGGCAGUCUGAGUACGCGCAGGACAGCGGCGUGGAGCUGCUCAAGAACUUGGAGAGCACGGUGGCUCAGAACACCACGGGCCCCAUCUUCUUACCGAGGAUGUACCACCUGAUGGCCUACGUGUGCAUACUCAUGGGCGACGGGCAGAACUGUGACCUCUUCCUGAACACAGCCCUGCAGCUCGCGGAGAACCACGGGAACAUGCUGGAGAUGAGCUGGCUGAGCCUGAACAGAGAAUGGUGGUACUCGAACUCCGACCUGAACAAGGACCAGUGGCUGCAGAUAGUUGUGAACCUCCCCACGUGGGAAAAUAUCUUAUCGGGCAAGGUCAACGUGCAGGACAUUCAGAAAAACAAGUUCCUCAUGAAAGUGAACAUCCUGGACAAUCCCUUCUAACGCCUCCUGAGAGAGAAGAGAUUUUAGUGACUCGUCCAUUACCACCUUCCUCUGGCCAGUGCUCCAGGCCCACACUCCCUCUCCUGUGCCCAGAGCCAGGCCUGGCGGCUUCGUCCGCCCGGAGCGCCCACCUGGGCCGCGGGCAGCUCCCUUCCCCGGCUCCACACGCGCGGCCCUCGCCUCUCACGCUGUGCUCCCCCCCCUGGUUGUCCCAGCCCGUGCGGGACCAGCGCAUGGGGAGACAGUAACAUUGGGAUGGAACAUGUUGCAACGGACAUGUUUCUAGUUAACCUAUUAAACCGGAAAUGUUUAUU
This is a messenger RNA of Eptesicus fuscus (big brown bat), 5408 nucleotides long. It is a transcript of the gene ADCY10, whose product is annotated as adenylate cyclase 10. The transcript is spliced from 33 exons. The record is from RefSeq and is a predicted model, not a curated record. Gene Ontology annotation, molecular function: adenylate cyclase activity. Gene Ontology annotation, biological process: cyclic nucleotide biosynthetic process; intracellular signal transduction. Lineage: Eukaryota; Metazoa; Chordata; Mammalia; Chiroptera; Vespertilionidae. Bases 25 to 5094 code for a protein of 1689 amino acids. Gene Ontology annotation, cellular component: cytoplasm.